Agelaius phoeniceus (red-winged blackbird) is the source of this 3138-nucleotide messenger RNA. Lineage: Eukaryota; Metazoa; Chordata; Aves; Passeriformes; Icteridae. The record is from RefSeq and is a predicted model, not a curated record.
CCCCAUGUAGUUUUGGGGGUCCCUGGGUGGCUUUGAGGGUGGAGUCUCUGUCUCUGGACAGUUUUGAGCGUCUCUGUGGGGUUCAGGUUUUCCCCAUUUUUAUGUCUUCAUUUUAAGGCAAAAGCCCUUUAAUUCCCUGUUUGCCAUCAUCUCUCCUGACUCCAGGUGGUUUUCUUCAGCUUUUUCAGUCAUUUGGGCCAGAAUUUCCCAUACCCUGGAAUUCCUUGCUGGGACUUGGGUCAUUAAUUUUGGGUAAAAAACGUCUGGAUUUGGUCUGUCCUUUCCCUGGUGUUGUGGGGCAGAGGCUACCAUGGGGACAGUGAUUCUGGGAGUUCAGGGAAUUUGGGAUAAUUGCUGUGGGUCCCACACCUCUCACGACAUCCCUGUCACUCACAUGUAUCAAAUGUCCUGAGGGUUCCACUCCCAUCAUUUCCCAUCUGUGACAGGAUCCAGCUGCCAGCUCCCAAAUUCUCUGGAACUGUGGGUCAUGCCCCUUGUCCCCAUCCUGAAAUUCUGCUGAAUCUGCCCAAAUCUGCAUGGUUUGGCUGUGACUUGAGUAUUUUUUAUUUGGGUAUAAAAGGAGUGGCUUUGGAACACUGUGUGUCUGCAGAAACCCAGGAAUUCAAGAGCCAAGGGGCCAGUGAGUAGGGAAGAGUGGGGAGGCUUCAUUCCCUGUUUAUUCCUGGUUUUCCUUAUUGUUUAGUGACAGGCAGAAAUUGAGGAUUUUUUCUGCCCAAAUUUCAGAUUUUUUUACCCUUUCCCUUCCCCAAUUUUAGGACCAUUUUCUCUCUUUUCCCCAAAAGUUCCAUCAUUUUUCUUCUAAAAUGUUGGGUUUCAAACACUUUUUUCCACAUUAAACAAAAAAUAAAAUUGCCCAUUCCCCCCCAAAUCUCAGGGGUUUGCCCUUUUUGUGCACUUUUCUUCCAAAUUUCAGAUUUUUUUUCCCUCUUCAUGUCCAAAAUUUGGUGGGUUUUCUCUUCCCCUUUUUCAGGCCAAAUUGAGCAUUUGGGAGGGUUUGUGUGGGACAAGGGGUGGCACAAGACGGGAUCUGAUGGCUCCUCCUUCCCUUCUGUGCACUCUCCAGUGCCAGCUACCGGGGCUGGGAGUUCCAUGCUGUGAUCCCACAGAACGACAACGAGUCCCCCAGCACGUACCUGCAGCUGCUGCUCGCCUUCUAUGGCCCUGCUGACACCCAGGUGUCGGGGAUGCUCUGUGGCAGCUCCAUCACCCAGAACACCACCCUGAGACCAGAUGUCACUGUGCCCUUGCCCUUUCCUGCUACCCUGGAACUCACUGGAAGCCACACUUCCCAUAAAACCUUGGUGAUUGAGGCCAGUGCUGACAUCUCUGUGACGUCUGUCAGUACCAAUGGCUACACUGUGGAUGCCAUUGCCUUCCUACCUAUGGAGAGCCUGGGCAUCAGUCCCCACAGCAGUCUCCUGUGAGGAUUUGGUAUGCGAGAGGUGUGAGAUGGUGGAUGGACAACCAGAGUGCAUCCAGGAGACUUUCUCCACCUGUUGGCUCACUGGUGGGCCACACUACUGCAGUUUUGAUGAAAAACCUUUGAUUUCAUGGGAUCGCGGGCCUACACCAUGACCACCAUCUGCAAUCCUGAUCCCACCCUUCCUACUUCCUCUGUUGAGGUCAAAAAGGAGGAAAAAGGAGAACUCCAAAGUUUCCUCCAUUGGCUCCAUCACCAUCCAAGUCAACAACGUCACUGUCACUGCUGUCCAGUCAGAGAAUGGUAUGGUGAGGGUGAGCAACCACCGCUUGUGCCUCCCCAUUUUCCUCUGCCACAGGAAGGUCUGCAUCCACCAGAAGGGUAAAUCCAUGUUGAUUCAAUCAAAUUUCAAGCUGAAGGUCCUCUACAGCUGGGAUGAUCGUGUAGUGAUCAAACUUCCGGCUGCUCUUUCUAGAAAAGUCUGCGAAAUGUGUGGGAAAAACAAUGGGGAUCCCCAAGAUGACACUCUCUCUCCUGAUGGAAAACAAAUGGUUUCUUCUAUGACCUUGGCAAGGAAUUUUGGAGUGACCUCCCUUGCAUCCAACACUGUGUGUGUGACGCAGAGCAGCGGCAGACAGUGUGCUGGGAUUCUGGUUGUGGCACUGAAGAGGGAUGCCAGAUGGAGGAGGAUAUCCAGGAUUGUUAUCCCAAAAUUUUUGGGGUCUGCACUGCUGUCGGAGCCACCCAUUAUGAGACCUUUGAUGGCAAGGCAUUCAUCUUCCAGGGGAUGUGUGUCUUACGUGUUGGUAGGGUUGUCUGAGGACACCCAAAAUUUGGUGGGAUGCCAGGUGUUGGUGCAGAAUGGCCACCUUAGUGACAACCUCGUGUCGUCCAUUGCCGUGGUGACAGUCAAAGUCUACAAGAAAACCAUCAGCAUCAGCAGGGAACAUGCUGGAAAAAUCAUGACUGAUGAGCAGUUGGUCAAUCUCCCGUAGCACUACAGUGAAAGAAAGAUUGUUGUCUAUUGUCACGGGCAGGACGUGGUGGAAGUGACCAAUUUUGGCCUUGUUGUCACCUAUGACUGGUACAGCCACAUCACCACCAUGGUGCUAGUGGCUUCACCAAUGCCCUGUGUGGGCUCUGUGGGAACUACAAUGGCACUGCAAGCAAUGACAUGAUGAUGAGGAACAACCAUGUGACGUCAGACCCAGAUGCCUUCAGGAGCAGCUGGAAGGUCACAGAUGUCCCAGGAUGUGGUGAGAGGUCAACAGUGGAAUGUUCCAGCACCCUUGCACCUUCCUGGCUGCAGCAGGAAGUCUCUGAGAUGGGGUGUGAAAUUAUUUUGGAAGUGGAUGGACUCUUUAGAGGAUGUCAUGGUCAUGUUGAUGGCCAUCAGUACUUCUAAAGCUGCAUCCAUGACUCCUGCCUGUUCCCUGAUCAGGAAGAAGGGAUGUGUCCAAUCAUUGCCCUCUACGCCACCACAUGCCAGGCUGCUGGUGUGUCCAUUGAGAGGUGGAGGACAGAUAAUUUCUACUGUAAAUUGGGACAAUGGGAGGGUUUUUCCUUCAGCAGUAUACAAAGGAUCCUCAAGUCUGCUCCAAAUCUAUGUAUGAACAACCCAGAGGCGCAUGGGAAUCCCACCCAAAGUCUUGGUUGAUCCCAUAAUUCACCCAAAAUAAACCCUUCCUAAGGAAGAA